Papaver somniferum (opium poppy) is the source of this 1379-nucleotide messenger RNA. RefSeq names its product probable serine/threonine-protein kinase DDB_G0291350. Bases 195 to 1229 code for a protein of 344 amino acids. NCBI's taxonomy places the organism in Eukaryota, Viridiplantae, Streptophyta, Magnoliopsida, Ranunculales, Papaveraceae. Gene Ontology annotation, biological process: protein phosphorylation. The record is from RefSeq and is a predicted model, not a curated record. Gene Ontology annotation, molecular function: ATP binding; protein serine/threonine kinase activity. The transcript has 6 exons. Gene Ontology annotation, cellular component: cytoplasm.
UACUCAUCAAGCUAUACAAAAAAAUAGAGGAGACUUCUGCCUAACUCUAGUCUUGACAAGGGAAACAGAUAGGAAAAACGUAAAUUGACAAGGGUGUUCCUAAUUAUGCAAAGACAACCUGAAAAUCUGCUGCCGUGGAUUAUAGAGAGUGAAACAGAGAGGUAGAGAGUGAGUGAGGGAGCAAACCAUUUAGCAUGGGUUGCUCGUUAUCUGGUUUAAAUGCUCUUUACGAUGCUGUUAAUGGUGGAGGAGAUGUUUGGAUCAAUGAGAAUCGUUUUCGAAUACUAAAACAAAUUGGUGAAGGUGGGUUUGCGUAUGUUUAUCUGGUUAAGGAAAUUGGUACUGAAUCAUCUUCUAGUGGUGCUGGUUUCAGAAAAAAAUUCAAAGACCCUUCUCUUAUUUCAGAUGAUGGCACUUAUGCAAUGAAAAAAGUUCUGAUUCAAAAUAAUGAUCAAUUAAAUUUGGUGAAACAGGAGGUUCAUGUUUCAUCUAUGUUUAGCCAUCCCAAUCUACUUCCUCUUCUUGAUCAUGCUAUAAUCGCAGUUAAGGCUCCUGAAGGAAAUAGCAGUCAUGAAGCAUAUUUGUUAUUCCCAGUGCAUUUGGAUGGAACAUUACUGGACAAUUCCGUUACUAUGAAAAGUAAAAAGGAGUUCUUUUCGACCAGCGAUGUUCUUCAGAUAUUUCGACAGCUUUGUGCAGGCCUAAAGCAUAUGCACAGCUAUGACCCUGCAUAUGCACAUAAUGAUGUCAAACCAGGAAAUGUCCUUAUCACUCACAGGAAAGAGCAACCGCCCCUUUCCAUAUUGAUGGAUUUUGGAAGUGCUCGGCCUGCAAGGAAGCAAAUUCGUUCACGUUCUGAAGCACUACAAUUGCAGGAAUGGGCGGCCGAGUAUUGUUCUGCACCAUUUCGAGCUCCAGAGUUGUGGGAUUGCCCUAGUCAUACUGAUAUAGAUGAGAGAACAGAUAUUUGGUCUCUUGGAUGCACUUUGUAUGCAAUCAUGUACGGGAUGUCCCCGUUUGAGUAUGUGCUUGGGGAAUCAGGAGGAAGUUUACAGUUAGCAAUUAUAAAUGCACAAGUAAAAUGGCCUGCUGGGCCUAAACCACCUUAUCCAGAAGCUCUCCAUCAGUUUGUAACAUGGAUGCUCCAGCCUCAAGCUGCAGUUAGACCCAGUAUUGAUAAUGUUAUUAUUCAUGUCGACAAAUUGAUCUCCAAAUUUUCUUCUGUGUAGGCUUGAAAUUGUUUCUUUGUUGUGUAUGGACUCAUAAAGAGUUUCUAUUUUUUUUAAAAGAAAAGAAAAAGAAGAAAGAGUUUAAACUGAAUCAAGAGAAGCAUCUGUCAGAAAUAACACUUUUUCAUGACUAAUAGAGUUGUUUAUACA